AUGAUGUCCAUACACCUCCGGAUGGUGAGCAUGACCCACACGCUUUACGUGAGCCUGGAAUCCGUUGUGCUUGUCCGACGAGUACUCGACCACUCGCUCAGUUCCAUCGGCCUCAUGCAGGGGCCAACGUCAAUGUUUCUGUGGCUAGCGGUGGAAAAUGCAACGUUUUAUUUCGCACUCAAGAACUCACCGGGAACCAGAAACGACCGUGGGGACGAUAUAAAUAACCAAAGCGGUCAACGAGACACCAUCAUUCAGCAAACAAACGUUCUACCGAUCAGCAGAAGCAGCAACAGUCCAGCAAAACCCAACCCAACUCAACUAACAAUGUUCAAACUCAUCGUUCUGACUCUUGCCUGCCUGGCUGUGGCUGUCUCGGCUCAAUACUGGGGUGGAGCUGGCUACGGAUACAGCGGUGAACAUUAUGGACAUCAUCACGAUUACUAUUCGCAUCCGAGCUACAAGUUCGAGUAUGGCGUGAAGGAUCCUCACACUGGUGACCACAAGAGCCAGUGGGAACAUCGAGAUGGAGAUGUCGUCAAGGGAGCCUAUACCCUGCAUGAGGCCGAUGGAACUGAGCGAGUGGUCGAGUACUCGUCGGACAAGCACAACGGAUUCCAGGCUCACGUGAAGCGUGUGGGUCAUGCUUACCAUCCAGCCGUGUACGGACACCAUGGAGGAUAUUAUGGUGGAUAUAACCAUGGACAUGGAGCCGGAUACAGCUACAGCAAGCUGGACCAGCACUUCUAG
Molecule: messenger RNA, 750 nt
Organism: Anopheles nili
Lineage: Eukaryota; Metazoa; Arthropoda; Insecta; Diptera; Culicidae
Exons: 3
Coding region: 1-750 (249 amino acids)
Cellular component (GO): extracellular matrix
Source: RefSeq, a predicted model, not a curated record